ACAGAUUGGGUUGAGGAAAGCCGCCGCUUCGGGUGUUUGCGAUUGCCUCCUUGUCCCGCCUCCGAGGGCGUCCUGCGCCCUGGGGGGGACGAUGACUCGCGGGGUCAGUCGUCGUUUCCGCGCCCCGCCGACUCCUAAAGUGGAUCACUCUCCCGCUUGCCUGGAAACAGGUGCGUGCCGAGUGUGCACGCACCUGCGGUUCGGGUAGUACGAGCGGGGGCUUGUAACUGUUCCAGCCGGUCUAGGCAGAUGCGACACAGGUCCAGCGACGUGUACAUGGCCCAAGCAUGGCGGUUUGCCAUUUGCCGCGAGGCUUUCCAAGCGGACGGCCUUGGCAGUGAUGGUAGCGAAUGGGGUAGGGUAGAAGGAGCGACGACACCGCCCGCACGCGUCGGGCGGAGCGGGGGGCGGUGGCACCGCGUGCGCCCCGGCACGCCCGGUGCUUGACCUGACCGGGGGGACACGACUUGCCGGAUGGUCCGGCGGUGGAGUGCCACAAUCGACCUUCCAAUUUUCAGAUUUCGGCCCCCUUCACGCGAUCAGGAAAGUGCGCUGCCAUUGCACGUGCCCGUGGUCAUUGGCAAUGCCCCAGCGAGGGCCCAUCGAGGUUCGUCACACGUACUCCUGGUUUUUGGUCACGCGCCAGGCAUGGCCGGUUGGUGGUAGCUUGGCCAAGGCGAGCCCCCUGCGCCGGAGCAGGCGCCCAGGGCCCGGAGUCCGUGGAUAGUUGGGUGCCGACCCCGUGCCUCCCUCCGAUGACGGGGAAUAUUCUCCGAAGGCUGGGGGGGGGAGGGUGGUGGCGGUGAACAAGCAAAUACGCCCGACCCCGGCGCGGGGCGGGCCCCUCCCCCAGGCCCUUUCGCGAGGCGGGCGCGGCGGCUUCUUGGUGCUCCCCGAGAUUGAUGCCCUCCCUUCCCAUCGAUGCCCGGGUGCUCGCUCGGGCUCGAAUAAGCCUCGUUGAAAGCCGCGCGCCCUGCGAUCCUCUCGGGAGGCCCUCUGCUCCCUGCCCUUGGACAUUCUCUGGCUCCUCGUGGUCGUCCGCCUCCUUGCCCCUUUCCGCCCUCGAGGGCCGAUCGCGAGAUCGGCCGAUGCCCCGCCAGGCCCUUUCCUGUAUUUGCUCCUGGGAAUGGGGAGGGGAAGCGCCCUGCCCCUGGUGUCAUGCUUCCUGGGUGGAUGCACGGUGGUUGCGGUAAAGUGAGCUCUGGUGUAUCUUCCCGCGAAGCGCGCUCCUGCACUGCCUCUAUCUAGCCCCUCUCAUGGAAGCUCGGCUGUUCUCCCCCCGCGAGAAGGUGUCCGUGUUGCCUGGCAGCCUUGGAAAGUUCCCGCUACAAAACAGCUCCCCCCUCAGGACCUCUUUCUCGUGGGAUCCUGUCUCAAUCCGGGUAUUGUGUCGGCUGGGAGGGGGAUUGAGAGCGGGAGGACGAGGAAGCAGGGAUGAACUGUCCAACCGAAGUGCUGGAGACAUGAGACAACCCAUCUUCCGCCGCGCUUUCCCGGUGUCAUCCCCCCGGAUCAAGUGUGGGGAGGCCGUCGCCGAGAUAUCCUGUGCCGAGGCUACCUGUAGGCAGGCCUCCCCCAGCCGGAAGCCCCUGGUGGCCGCGAUACAUGAUGGGCUCGUAUGGCCCGACGAGCGGCCCAAAUCGGGAGCCUUCUCAUCGCCGGGUGGUCUAUGCUACGAGCGAAUCCAGGCAAUCUUCCUGCCCAUCAUCACCGGAUCGACUCGAGCUGGCCCGUGCUUUCACUGGCUGCCAUAACUGCGCUGCCAGUCGAAGAGGGGCCCCUUUCCUUCCAUGAGCGCAGAUCUUCUCGCCAUCAGCGAGCGGGGAUAUAAAAUUGGUCGUUCAGCAAGUAGGAGGUCUCUCUCUGCAGGACCAAGGUUCCCCCAAUCGAUACUCCUCUGCAUUGGCCCCAUGAUCCUGGCUCUCAGCCGGUCAUGGCAUUGUCCUGCCACGCUGUGGUGUGGCCUCUGCGACAUCGUAGCGGUGUCGAGGUCGGCUGGUGUCUCAGGUGCUCUGGGCCUCCUUCCGCCUGAGGCUGGGGGCCCGCUCAUGAGCAGGCUUGUCAGGAGGGUGGUCCCGCAUGCCCGGCUUCGCUAUAUACCGAGGAGAUGGCUGGUUCCUUCUCGCUCGACCAGAUCCCAGUCCGCCAGGGCGAGGCCCACGAUCCUCUUCGCGGGCCAUGUGCCACCUCCGACUCCUUGGUAGCUCCAGAAAAGUUCACCUGUCAACUUGGAUCCUCGGCCAAAGGCUGUGCGCUUGUGUUGUGCUUGUCAUGUUGGCCGAGAAAUAAAGAAUCCUGCCAUC
Messenger RNA from Fonticula alba, 2303 nucleotides. RefSeq lists its product as hypothetical. The coding region runs from base 1257 to 1754 and encodes 165 amino acids. The record is from RefSeq and is a predicted model, not a curated record. NCBI's taxonomy places the organism in Eukaryota, Rotosphaerida, Fonticulaceae. The transcript has a single exon.